AUGGCAUCAGCUUCUUCCACCUUCAAAUUCUUGUCACUGCUAGUAGCUUUAUUUGUCAUCGCCAAAAUGGCAAUCGCUGGAGACCCGGAUAUUAUUUCUGAUUUUAUAGUCCCACUAAAUGCAACCACGGUUGAUGGAGCAUUCUUCACUUUCACUGGCAUGCGUGCCCUUGUUGGCACACAACCACCUUCAGCUUUCAAGGUCUCAAAGGUAAGUGCAGCCGAAUUUCCAGCUCUUAUUGGGCAAAGCGUUUCAUAUGCGGUGCUUCAAUUCCCGGCUGGCACUACUAAUCCACCUCACACUCAUCCUCGGUCUGCGGAGCUUCUUUUCCUUGUUGAUGGUUCUCUUCAAGUAGGAUUCGUCGACACAACCAACAAGCUCUUCACCCAGACUCUACAGGCUGGUGAUAUGUUCAUAUUUCCCAAGGGGCUCGUCCACUUCCAAUACAAUGCCGAUGCUCAAAAUCCAGCUUUGGCAAUUUCUGCUUUCGGAAGUGCUAGUGCAGGGACUGUAUCACUUCCUACUACCCUUUUCACCACCAGCAUUGACGAUAACAUCUUGGCUAAGGCCUUCAAGACUGAUGUUGCCACCAUUCAAGCUCUGAAGGCUGGUCUUGCACCAAAGCCUUGA
Populus nigra (black poplar) is the source of this 630-nucleotide messenger RNA. Its product is annotated as germin-like protein 9-3. NCBI's taxonomy places the organism in Eukaryota, Viridiplantae, Streptophyta, Magnoliopsida, Malpighiales, Salicaceae. Gene Ontology annotation, molecular function: manganese ion binding. The record is from RefSeq and is a predicted model, not a curated record. Bases 1 to 630 code for a protein of 209 amino acids. Gene Ontology annotation, cellular component: cell wall. The transcript has a single exon.